AUGGCCAGAUUGUCAUACUCGAUACUUGGAGAGGGAUGGUUCCUGUCUAAGCGACACUGGCUCACCAAGCAACUCGUGGUGCUCGUCGGCCAGCGCACCAAGCGAGACGGCAACGACAGUGACGGGAACAGCUCCGUCGUCUUCCUCAGCUCGCGCAAGGUGCCCGCCACUCACUGGCUUUUCGCUAGCAUCAUUCGCACUACUGACUCCUCAAAAGUGGAACGAUCAACUCGCUACAUACGUCUCAGAGCCGUCGAGGGGCAACGACAAGAUGUCGCGCAACAAUACCAAUAUCUAGCAGGCCAUGAAGGGUACCAAGCAUCAAAGAGCAGUGGCACCUAA
This is a messenger RNA of Saxophila tyrrhenica, 342 nucleotides long. RefSeq lists its product as uncharacterized. The record is from RefSeq and is a predicted model, not a curated record. The transcript is spliced from 2 exons. The coding region runs from base 1 to 342 and encodes 113 amino acids. Lineage: Eukaryota; Fungi; Ascomycota; Dothideomycetes; Mycosphaerellales; Extremaceae.